UGUUUAACUCGCAGCCCAUGGGGACUGUUUGCGUACUCCCUGUUGUGCAUUUUAGGGGGGAGGGCGUCCCAAUUUUUAGAGCAGAUGAGAUCCAACCCAUGGGACAGAGGAAUUCUGUGGGACGCUGGAUGGAAGCAAAGAAGCAAAUCUACUGUAAACGAGAACGAGAGGAGUUAAGGCGGGGCGACUGGACGGAGCCUCACGUGAGCUCGCCUGGAGGUACCAGAGGCAUACAAGGUGACCCAGGGGCAGCAUCAGCGGCGUGUGGUUUUAAUCGGAGUUCCUGCUAAGCAGACCACGGGAGGAGCAAACGGGCUCGGCCAUGCCUGCGAUGGGGAUGGAGCUCCUGGGCUUUGUCCUGGGCGUCCUGGGCAUGCUGGGUACACUGGUGGUCACGCUACUGCCCCACUGGAAGACCUCGGCCUUCACCGUCAACAGCAUCGUGACGGCGGUGGAGCAGAAGAAGGGCCUGUGGAUGGAGUGCGUCUUCCAGAGCACCGGCUCCUUCCAAUGCGACCCCUACGACUCCAUCCUGGCACUGCCCGCCGACCUGCAGACAGCCCGCGCCAUGAUGGUCACCUCCAACGUGCUGUCCCUCCUCGGCUGUGCCGCCGCCAACCUGGGUAUGCAGUGCACCGUCUGCUUGGACGGCUCCUCCGGCAAGGCCAAGGUGGCUGGAGCGGCGGGCUGCUGUUUCCUCCUGGCCGGCUUCCUGUGCCUCAUUCCCGUCUCCUGGGUCACCAACGAGGUGGUGCAGACCUUCUACCAGCCCGGUUUGUCUUCAGUGUACAAGGACGAGCUGGGCGAGUGCCUCUUUGUGGGCCUGGCGGCCUCCAUUGUGUCCCUGCUGGCUGGCGUCGUGCUUUGCCUCUCCUGCUGCGACGCCUCCGGCAGCGGAGGGGCUACCAGGGCCGGCAGCGGCUACCCCUACCACGCACGGGCCCCCAGGAGGGCCCCUCACAGCAUGACCUUCCACGCCCCAUCCCUGCUAAAGCAGCAAGCUCGCUCCCCAGACAGUUCCAGCUCCAGCGGUACAGGGCGCGCCCCAAAGGGGAACCCCUACAACACGGUGGCUAGCUAUAAUGUCACCGGGUACGUCUGAAGUCGUCACCGUGUCCCAGCGCUGCGGCAUUUACCUCCCAGCGCUCCUCAGCUCGUGCCGAUACUCUUAAAUAAUCCAAAAGUGGCAUAAAGAGCAAACUAUAACAGUGCAUUUUUAUUAUUAGAUAUCCUUUUAUGUUUUAUCACAUUUUAUUGCUUAUUAGAACUUAUUACAAUUGUGCAUUAUUUUUUACGAAACAGUUUCUCCUUCUACGCAUGACUUUGUUACUGUCUAGGGGUUGGACCGCAAUAUAACGCGAAUGAAAUAUCUGUGAAAAUUACUGGCUAGAAUGAUUUGCCCUAUUUUUUUCCAGUUAGAAGUGCAAUGGUUCCCGAAAUGCCAGCCUGUGUUCCUGCUGCCAAAUGAGGCAAUAAAUUCAAAUUCGGUGCAAAAAAAAAAAA
This is a messenger RNA of Brienomyrus brachyistius, 1503 nucleotides long. RefSeq names its product claudin 2 (gene cldn2). Bases 323 to 1102 code for a protein of 259 amino acids. Gene Ontology annotation, cellular component: bicellular tight junction; plasma membrane. NCBI's taxonomy places the organism in Eukaryota, Metazoa, Chordata, Actinopteri, Osteoglossiformes, Mormyridae. The record is from RefSeq and is a predicted model, not a curated record. The transcript has a single exon. Gene Ontology annotation, molecular function: structural molecule activity. Gene Ontology annotation, biological process: bicellular tight junction assembly; cell adhesion.